Molecule: messenger RNA, 1493 nt
Organism: Physella acuta
Lineage: Eukaryota; Metazoa; Mollusca; Gastropoda; Physidae
Biological process (GO): regulation of transcription by RNA polymerase II
Molecular function (GO): DNA-binding transcription factor activity, RNA polymerase II-specific; RNA polymerase II transcription regulatory region sequence-specific DNA binding
Source: RefSeq, a predicted model, not a curated record
UUGAAAAUAUAACUAGAAACCUAAUUGGAAAGGUUUACUGAUUAUAACUCAAGAUUUUAAAACAUGAAACCUGUCCAUUGUUCUAUUCAGAUUUUAGUGGAAUAACUGUUUUAUAUUGAGACUAAAGAAAUCAACAUCAAGUAAAAAACAUUGAAAUGCAACAUCAACACAAGCAUGGAUGUAAACAAACAGAAACUGAUUUUUCCAGCAGUUUGGAUACAAGUCCAACGAGGAUGUUUCAACCAGGUGUUUUGGACCGGAGAUUGGGUAACUAUUACAUCGGUCAGUCGCUGUCGUAUUGGUGUGGUCUGAGUCAAAUGUCGGCCAUACUUGAUUCAAAAAGUCACAAACAUGGAUCCUUGUUUGGUUUCAGCCCUGUAUUACGUACGGCAGUUGAUUCAAAAAAUCCCAGGAAAGGAUCUUUGUUUAGUGUUAGUCCUGUGUUCCAUACGGCAGUUCAUCAAGUUCCAGAAACAAUAGAUGGAAAAUUCUGUGCCAAUGGGUGUAAACCUAGCACCCCUAUCGACAUGGACUGCUCCAGUGAAGCUACGUCACGCUUAUUUCCAGUUCGCUCGUCAGAUGCGUUGUCUCAAGAAGCAAAGAAAAGUAACGCUGGCUUUCCCUCUACAAAUCUUCAUUACAGAGCAAGUAAAGAGAAUGAUCAAUUUGGUGCCAACAAACCCAGCAACGAAAUAAAACGAUAUAAUUCUACUGUGCAUUACCUUCCUUCUGAAGAGCGGAGUGAGCAUCAAUGUAGACAAGUCGAUUUCAGAUAUGCAUCGAAACAUUCAGAUAUCGAUAUUUCAGCAAAACUUGCUCUUGCCAAAGCCUUCAAGAGACCGAGAAACAGGACGACCUUUACUGCACACCAGCUGGAGUAUCUGGAAAUGGCAUUUCGCAAAGCUCCGUACCCGGAUGUCGUGGCACGCGAGGAUCUUGCCCGGAAGUUGUGCCUUCACGAGUCACGUGUUCAGGUCUGGUUUCAGAACCGUAGGGCCAAGUGGAGAAAAGGGGCGGAGAAAUGCUGCAAGGCGAAUAACUCUUACAAUGACGUAUCAGGAAGUGACGUGAAAGAUCACGCAGCUGGUCAUCUUGUUCACGUGAUGCCGUCACUUGAUCCACGUGACCCUGAAAGCAUAACGUCUGCAUCUACUGUGGAGAUGAGUCACGAUAGGGAAAAGUCUCCACAGAAACAGCCACCACGUGACAUUUGGGCAUUUCCGGUUCAUAAGCAGACGACAGUCUCGUUCUCAAACACCCAGUUCCCGUUUGUGCCCAGGACGUGGACAGCGACGCCUACUUUGGGAGGCGUGCCCGAUAUGACGUCACAUCCUUUCACACCACCCCCGCCUCUCUUGACCACAGUGAGAUUACAGUGUGGCAUAUGGCCGCGGAUCUGAUGGGGAAUCCUGAUACACAUAACGUUUUAGUUCCAGAGAUUAUAGCCUGCAUCACUGUUGAGAUUUGAGACGCGUCUCACUAAAAAAAUUAAA